Molecule: messenger RNA, 2214 nt
Organism: Sinocyclocheilus grahami
Lineage: Eukaryota; Metazoa; Chordata; Actinopteri; Cypriniformes; Cyprinidae
Product: ras-related protein R-Ras-like
Exons: 7
Coding region: 365-955 (196 amino acids)
Biological process (GO): signal transduction
Cellular component (GO): membrane
Molecular function (GO): GTPase activity; GTP binding
Source: RefSeq, a predicted model, not a curated record
UUCGCUCAGAGGCGAAAAAAGUUGCCCCUGGUCAUGAAAAAAAGCUAUCGGAAGUAAGAGAGAGUCCAGAAAUCACCAAGAAAAAUCCAGAGGGCGGACAUUCCUUUAAGUCUGGAAUUCGCUUUUUAUCUCCCUAAGCAAGAUGGUUGUAUCGCUUGUACAAAGGGAGAAUUUGUAGGCUAAAUCUCGCGGAUAUAACUUAAGUCUAUUGGAGUUGUCAGAGUAGUCGCGGGUUGGCAGUGGACUAACGUUAAGUUGUCUGACUUUGAGUCGCUAACUUGCCAGCAGAAGGCUGAUUUACUCGAGGCGGCUGCGGAAGAAAGGUAAGCGGCGAUCAUUGCCCAGACCAGCACGGAGUACGACCAUGUCAACUGAAGAAAGAUACAAGUUGGUGGUCGUGGGGGGUGGGGGUGUGGGGAAAAGCGCCCUGACUAUUCAGUUCAUUCAGUCAUACUUUGUGUCGGACUAUGACCCAACCAUUGAAGACUCAUACACUAAAAUCUGCACCGUGGAUGGAAAGGAGACACGAUUAGACAUCCUCGACACAGCAGGACAAGAAGAGUUUGGAGCGAUGAGAGAGCAGUACAUGCGCUCCGGAGAGGGUUUCUUACUGGUGUUUGCUCUUAAUGACAGUGGCAGUUAUGAUGAAAUUCAGAAAUUUCACACUCAGAUAUUGCGGGUGAAGGAUCGAGAUGACUUUCCUAUGGUUCUUGUUGGCAACAAAUCAGAUCUUGACCAGCAGAGAGUUAUCUCAAGAGAUGAGGCCAUGUCGUUUGCCCGGGAAAACAGGAUCCACUACAUGGAAUCGUCAGCUAAGAACCGCCACAAUGUGGAUGAAGCCUUCAUGGAGGUUGUGCGAGCAAUAAGGAAGUUUCAAGAGACAGAGAGCCCACCGCUCCCCGCUAAUCACGCGAGGAAGCAGAAGAGUGGUGGCUGUCCCUGCACCCUGCUCUGACUGCACCCUCUGCACUGUUGCCUAGGAGACUGAAGCCCUCACUCUCACGCCUGGUGCCUUAUAUGUCUACACAGAGUGUGUGUGUGGCACUGUAUGCAUCAGUGUUUUAGUGGCUUUUACAGUAUGUAUGUAAGAACUGGUUUCCUAGAAGAAACUAGGCAGUAUGAAAUGAGAGCGAACCGUGAAUCUGUUGGAAAGAGGCAGUUCUUGUUUCGUCCACAUGUUUUAUUUAGUGCCUUGUAAAAUCAUGCUCUUGAUUUUAGAUUCAAGCACAGUAUUUGUUUAUUUCCACCACAGUAUGGGAUCGCAGACUGAUUGUGUACCAUGAAAGAGAUUUCAAAAAUAUAUAUAAAAUCACCACUGAGGUGGUGAACAGUAGCGGUAAACAGUAAACAACCACAUAAGUGAACAUAGGCGGUGCUGACAAAGCUUUUUGAUGGUUCUUAUGUCAUAUGUAUGUCAUAUUGGGUUACUGACUCAAAAAGAUAAGUCAGACAGUAUUUUAUUGGCCCAGAGCUCUGUUCAGCCUGUCUUCUCUCGGGAGAUUCAUUGAGUCAGUGAGACUGCACUGAAAUGGCUGCUCUAGUCUACACCUUGGUUCCCAUCAGUGGCAAGAAUAUAUUCAGUCAGCUUGUUUUCAUUAAUUUCUUCCUGAUAAAGCAAUGUGGGAUGACUGAGACGUGAUGUGGUUUUAAUAAUUGAUUAUUUUUAGUAGUGUCGAAACAAUGGGUCCAGUAUCUGUAAUACUAGUAUUCAUACAAACCAAAGGCUAUAAUGUACAUGUUUGCACACCUAGCUUUGUCAUCGUGAAUAGUUAUCUAAUGUAGUUUAACACUAAAAUGGACAAAUCGUGUGGGUUUAUUUUGAUCUGUUUCUUUUGUUUCAGUUGCGAUUUGAUAUCUUUUUGAAGGUACUUCUAUUUGUGCAUAUAUGCAGAAUAAUGUAUAUGAUAUGCUUGUGAUUUUUCUUGGACAGUGAUGAAAAAGUGAUACAGAGGAAUUGCCAAAUGAAAUUACCAACAAAGCAUGAUAUUAAUCAGUGUUGUAAGGGAAUGAGUCACUCUGUAAAUAGGUAGAACGGCCUAGUUUAGGGUGAGGAAAAACAAGACUAGGUGCUUUUCCUUAGUCACACUAUAGCAGUUCAUACGGUAUACUUGUCUCUAGAGGGAGUUGCUACACACUUACAGCCUUUAAUCAAGGGACAUGGAUAUUUUUGUUUUCAAACUGUGACAAAUUCUGUUGUGGAUCAGGUUUGUCAGC